CCACCCUGUCCCGCCGCUGCCGUACCUACCAAGUCAAGUUCUGACGGGCAAGCUGUCUGCCACCAGAGUUUCACGACGUCGGACAUGGUCGCCAAGCGGCUUCGCAGUUCGAGGACCCAAGGCGAGACACCGCGCCAUCGAGCCGUCGCCUCGCUGCUUCCCAAAGCGGAGGAGGGAGGGGAGGAGGCUUCACGUGCCCGCCCACGGCGCCGCACGCGGUACGGGCGAGUACCAAGUACGUACACACACGCACACGGCACUGCUAGGGAUACGCACACCGUACAGGCGGGAUGGCGGGCGCGCAGGCAGGCAGGCAGGGCAGACAGGGCAGGCAGCGGCGAGCUGCGCUGACGGGGUGGCGGCCGAUCCAGCGCACGGUCUUCGCUCGCAUCCAUUCUGCUGCAGACAGACAGACCGAGACGACCUCUUCAGCUCCUCCGCGGCGCUCAUGCUUGGUAUACCCCGGCAUCCCGGUCGCCGCCAUCGCCCUCGCCACAUCGCGGACCAUGUCGCCAUGUGUGCGACGUGAAAGCUCUCCUCCCUUUUUUUCUUCUUCUCCUUCUUGUUUUCUCUCGUCAACACCAGGCUGGCCGGAGGGCCCUCCCUCAAAUCUGCCUUGUAUCAAUUAGGCGGUGCGGCUUUGAAGUAGCCCGCCCUUGUGCGCGUGUGUGUGUGUGUGUGAAGAGACGACGCUCGCUCCCACCGUCCGUCCGCCUUGCCUUUUGGCUGCGAGACGAGCGAGACGUUGCAGCAGCAGCAGCAGCAGCAACCACGGCAAAGCCGCCACCAUCAUGCCCACGUACCUCUGCCACGGCUUCCGGUGGCAUCGCCGCGAGAUCCGCAUCUUUGUCAUCCUCAACAACAUCGACGAUGCCGCCCCGGACUGGAUAGUCGGCCGCACGAGCUCGGCCAGCCUGCUGUCCCAGUUCGCCAAGAACUUUGACUUUCUCCCCGAAAAGCCCAUUGCCGUACCGCCAGAGACCCCCGGGGACCCUGCGCACACGGCCCGGAAGCAGCAGCCGCCGCUACACCGCGACGACGACUUGUCGGUGCCGCCGUCGCGCGUGCCCCCGUCGGAGGACGACGUGCUGGCCAACGACUGGUCUCCGGUCAAGCUGCUGGAGGAGUACGACCUGGAGGAGACGCAGAGCGCGAGCCGGCCCUAUGCCUUUGUCGCCGACUAUGUUGUCCGCGUCGACCUCAGCGUCAACGUCGGCGACGAGAUGGCUCGUUACGAGUCGGCGGCGGCAAAAGAUGACGCCGCCGCCGGCUGGUUCGAGAGGCUACGGGACCAGCUGCAGGCCGGGGAGAGGAUAGGGUGGCACGUUGUCGUGUGUGCAGAUGAGGAGAGGGUGGCGCCAAUCGACGACGAGAGCAGCUUGAACGAGUACGAUGACUCGGACGGCGGCGUUGCAACGCCGACCAGAAACCUGAAUCUCGUCAUGAGAGCGCCAGGGGAGGCACCACGCGGCCGCGACCAAAGAUCCCCGUUGGCAGCGGCUGCAAAAGCCGAGGCCGGAAAGGACAAGGAGAAGCAAGAAGCCAGCCAGCAGCCCGACUUUCUUCGCCAAGACCCCAUGAAGACGAGCCCGCAGCCUGGACUGCGGCACAAGCUAUCGACAAAGGGACUGCGUCGGUUGUUUUCCAAAAAGGACGGGACAUGAACUUACAGGACUAAAUGGGCGGGCGGUGGCGUUUUGAGACAGCGAAAAGCAGCGACGACGUGACACUUUUUGAUGUUGGGGCUUGGUCUUUCUUUGGAGUUUUGGGGGGACCGCGGGCCAUGCGUCGCGGACUCUCGUGAUGGCGGGUAGACGGCCAAGGGGCAGCAGCUGUGGGAGUCUGGGGCCUGCAAUACUAUCUAUCCCUCACUCAUGCGUUCAAUGAUGAGCAAAGCCUAAGUAACUAAUUAUACAAUACAAGGCGCGCGGGAGAGCCGGGGCCAUUGGUGCGGAAGAGUGCUGGCCCAGACCGGGCGGCGCGAUCCGAGCACGGUGUUUGUUUGUUUUAGUGC
Molecule: messenger RNA, 2014 nt
Organism: Purpureocillium takamizusanense
Lineage: Eukaryota; Fungi; Ascomycota; Sordariomycetes; Hypocreales; Ophiocordycipitaceae
Exons: 1
Coding region: 792-1664 (290 amino acids)
Source: RefSeq, a predicted model, not a curated record